UGGCGGCAACCUGUUCAUUCGUCAGUCCGAGCGAAAGCGAAACGCACAAUGACCUCCUAGUUUCCUUCUACAAGGCGUCCAACCAUUUCAAACUGUGGACCGUCCCGAACCGAGCUACGUUGGUGGUGCGCGAUACCCCGCAAUGUUUGACGGCAGCGUCAGUCGUCGUUCGAGGUGGCCCUAAAAAUACCGAACCGUCAUACAAGUAGGGAGCACUUGCUCGUCUGCGAAACCGAAAGAACGUCGUCGUCUGCAUUCACAAUGUUUGGAGUCCGCUUGUUUCUAUGGGGACGACGUGUAGCACUUCGUCUGUAAGUGACGUUGUGGGAGGCCCGCUUUCGCCGACGACUUCCGACGGUCCGCAGGUGAUUACACACGCCGGAUACAGUGUUUUAAACGUCAAGGGUGAAAUGGCUCAGAAUGGCUCGGUUCUACGAGACAGCGGAGAUAUCGAUGAAGGACUCUACUCGAGGCAGCUCUAUGUGCUGGGCCAUGAUGCCAUGCGACGCAUGGCGUCCUCCGACGUUCUCAUCUGUGGCAUGCGAGGCCUGGGUGUGGAGAUAGCCAAGAAUAUCAUCCUCAGCGGCGUCAAGUCUGUCACCGUCUACGACACAGGGGUCUGCGAAUUGGCCGACCUCUCCUCGCAGUUCUUCCUGUCCGAGGCCAGCCUCGGUAAAAACCGUGCGUCUGCGUGUUUGUCUUCCCUGGUGGAACUGAACACAUACGUGACGGUGUCUGCCUACGAUGGACCCCUCACGGAGGAAUACCUGGCCAGGUUUCAGGUGGUUGUGCUUACGGACACUGCCCUGGAAGAGCAGCUGCGGAUAUCUGCCUUCACUCAUGCCAAAAACAUCUCCCUCAUUGUUGCCGACACAAGAGGCCUCUUUGGCCAAAUCUUCUGUGACUUCGGGGAAUCUUUCCGAGUGGUUGACACCAACGGUGAGCAGCCUGUGUCAACCAUGAUUGCUUCAAUAAGCAAGGACAAGGAAGCCGUGGUGACCUGUUUAGAAGAGACGCGGCAUGGCUUUGAGGAUGGAGAUUACGUGGCCUUUACUGAAGUUCAAGGGAUGACUGAAAUCAACAGCUCUGCCCCGAUGAAAGUCAAGGUUCUAGGGCCCUACACGUUCAGCGUUGGGGACACCACCAGUUUUGGCGACUACGUUCGCGGAGGAGUCGCCACUCAAGUUAAGAUGCCCAAAGACCUCAAGUUUAAACCACUUAAGGAAGCUCUAGAAGUUCCGGAGUUCCUGAUCUCCGACUUCAGCAAAAUGGAUCGGCCCCCACAGCUCCACUUGGGCUUCCAAGCUCUUCAGAUGUUCCAGCAGAAGCACGGCCACCUGCCUGGUCCGUGGAACAAGGCUGAUGCGGCAGAGCUGUUGACCCUGGCCAAAGAACGCAACGGAACGACCACUACGAAGCUGAACGAGUUGGACGAGAAGCUGUUGAGCACCCUAUCGUACGUGUCCGCUGGCAGCCUCUCUCCCAUGCAGGCAGUCAUCGGUGGCAUUGCUGCGCAGGAGCUGAUGAAGGCAUGCAGUGGCAAGUUUAUGCCCAUCCAGCAGUGGUUUUACUUCGACGCUCUGGAGUGUCUGCCACACGGUGGAGAAGUGAGCGAGGCCGACGCCAAAGCCAUGAUAAACACGAGGUACGGCUCCCAGGCCAUGGUCUUUGGAGCGGAGGUUCAGAAGAAAUUGGGAUCUCAGAAGUACUUUCUCGUUGGUGCUGGAGCUAUUGGCUGUGAGCACCUCAAAAACUUUGCAAUGAUGGGUCUAGGUGCAGGAGACGGCAACAUCUACAUUACGGACAUGGACAUCAUCGAGCGGUCCAACCUCAACAGGCAGUUCCUCUUCCGUCCGUGGAACGUCGGAAAGCUGAAGUCCCGCACGGCCGCGGCAGCUGUGAAGGCCAUGAACCCCAAAGUUAGGAUCGUGGCCCAUGAGAACCGUGUUGGACCAGAAACGGAAAGUAUCUACAAUGACGACUUCUUCGAGGCUCUCGACGGAGUAACCAAUGCACUUGACAAUGUUGAUGCCCGAAUCUACAUGGACCGUCGCUGUGUGUACUAUCGUAAGCCCCUGCUGGAAUCGGGCACGUUGGGCACCAAGGGCAACGUACAGGUGGUGAUCCCUCACCUGACCGAGUCUUACUCCUCAUCUCAGGACCCACCCGAGAAGUCCAUCCCCAUCUGUACCCUCAAGAACUUCCCCAAUGCCAUCGAACACACGUUACAGUGGGCGAGAGAUGAAUUUGAAGGGGUAUUCAAGCAGAAUGCCGACAAUGCCAUGCAGUAUCUGAAGGACCCACGGUUCAUGGAGAAGACGAUGAAGCUGCCCGGGAACCAACCACUGGAGGUGUUAGAGUCGGUAAAGCAAGUUCUGGUGGACGAGAGGCCGCAGUCGUUUGCGGACUGCAUUGCGUGGGCAAGGCUCCGGUUCCAGGACCAGUACAACAACCAGAUCCGACAGUUACUUUUCAACUUCCCUAAGGACCAGGUAACAAGCUCGGGAGCUCCAUUUUGGUCUGGACCUAAGCGAUGCCCCCACCACCUGGAGUUUGACCCGAAAGACCCCCUGCACAUGGAUUACAUUGUGGCCGCUGCCAAUCUGCGUGCUGCCAUGUAUGGCCUUCAGGGCAGCACGAACCUCGAAGAGAUAACCAACGUCCUAGCGUCUGUCAAAGUGCCUAAGUUUGAACCACGUUCGGGCAUCCGCAUUGCCGUCACCGAGGCCGAGGCCCAAAUGGAACAGGCUGCCACUGACACUGACAGAUUGAGCACCAUCCAGCAAGACCUUCUAUCACCUGCAACCCUGGGGUCUCAAGUUAAGCUUUGCCCCCUGGACUUCGAGAAGGACGACGACACAAACUUCCACAUGGACUUCAUCGUGGCAGCCUCAAACCUGCGCGCUGCAAACUAUGACAUUCCGCCGGCAGACCGCCACCGCAGCAAGCUCAUCGCUGGCAAGAUCAUCCCCGCCAUUGCAACCACGACGGCACUUGUGUCCGGUCUAGUGUGUCUCGAACUGUACAAGCUGGUACAAGGCCACAACAAGUUAGAGCUCUACAAGAAUGGCUUUGUCAACUUAGCCUUGCCCUUCUUUGGUUUCUCGGAACCCAUACCAGCACCAAAGCAGAAGUAUUACGACCACGAGUUCACACUGUGGGACCGCUUUGAAGUGAAGGGCGAAAUGAAGCUAAAGGAAUUCUUAGAAUACUUCAAGGAAAAACAUGGUCUGGAGAUCACCAUGCUGUCUCAAGGGGUGUGCAUGCUGUAUUCAUUCUUCAUGGCAAGUAACAAGCGCAAGGAGAGGCUCGAACAAUUGAUGAGCGAGGUCGUACGUAACGUCUCCCAGAAGCCAAUCGAGCCCCACGUGAAGGCCCUGGUGUUUGAGUUGUGCUGCAACGACGACCAAGGAGAAGACGUGGAAGUUCCGUACGUCCGCUACCUGCUUCCUCCACGUUGACGUCUCUCCAGGUGCCAUUCUGUCGCAUCCUGCUCUGGAAGACGAGAGACUAUGGAAGUUCGGGUACUAGGGUGACAUUUUUUUUUUACCCACAAAUCUUCCGUUUCUGUAUUCUCGACUGACGAGAGGUGCGCUCAAAUGCCGGAAGCUUUUUUUUUCUUGCACACACCUGCAAAGUAAAGCUUUCCUGUAUAACUUACUUUGUGUCCGCUAAUUUUUAUAACCCAGUUAUGAGACCUACGCAAAAUUUAAUUUAAAAGAAGUAGGAAGGAACAGUUCGCAAAGAAAAGCCUGCGAUUGAUUCUACAAUGCAAGGCAAAGGAAGGUGUUCCGCGAUGAAGUAUUUGUUCUGUGAGAAAUAAAUUUGAAUGAAAAACG
Molecule: messenger RNA, 3839 nt
Organism: Ornithodoros turicata
Lineage: Eukaryota; Metazoa; Arthropoda; Arachnida; Ixodida; Argasidae
Gene: Uba1
Product: ubiquitin-like modifier-activating enzyme 1
Exons: 24
Coding region: 285-3461 (1058 amino acids)
Biological process (GO): ubiquitin-dependent protein catabolic process; DNA damage response; protein ubiquitination
Cellular component (GO): nucleus; cytoplasm
Molecular function (GO): ubiquitin activating enzyme activity
Source: RefSeq, a predicted model, not a curated record